Molecule: messenger RNA, 1821 nt
Organism: Clupea harengus (Atlantic herring)
Lineage: Eukaryota; Metazoa; Chordata; Actinopteri; Clupeiformes; Clupeidae
Product: lipoamide acyltransferase component of branched-chain alpha-keto acid dehydrogenase complex, mitochondrial-like
Cellular component (GO): mitochondrion; cytoplasm
Molecular function (GO): acetyltransferase activity; lipoic acid binding
Source: RefSeq, a predicted model, not a curated record
CUUUUGUCAUUAGAUCUAGUUCCUGGUUUGUGCGCCUGCGUGUCAUAAACAUGUUACCCUUGUGAAUUUGUCUGGGAUAGCAUCAGGGUUCAGGGCAAAGAUGGCGACGACAGCAGUUCGGGGCUCCCUAAGAAUUCUUAAACGAAUGCCCCAGCUCACGUACCAUUGCUACAGCCAGUGCCCAAGGCUGCCGUCGACUGGAUCCGAAGGUGCAUUUCAAAUUAUCACACCUUUCGGCGCAGCACAACAGAGGCAUUUUAGGACAACUUACAGAAGUAAUGGACAAAUUCUACCUUUCAAGCUGUCUGACAUUGGCGAAGGAAUAAGGGAGGUGAUUGUGAAAGAAUGGUAUGUCAAAGAGGGGGAUAAAGUGUCCCAGUUUGACAGCAUAUGUGAAGUUCAAAGUGACAAGGCAUCAGUCACCAUCACAAGCCGCUAUGACGGAGUCAUUCGGAAGCUUUACUAUGGUGUGGAGGACACUGCUCUUGUGGGCACCCCUCUGGUUGAUAUUGAGACUGACAGGACUCAAGGCUCUCCAGAGGAAGACGUGGUAGAGACGCCUGCAGUGUCACACCAGCACACGCACCAAGAAAUCAAAGGCCAUAAGACCCAGGCCACUCCUGCUGUCAGACGCCUGGCCAUAGAGAACAACAUUAAACUCAGUGAGGUGGUCGGGACUGGGAAGGAUGGGCGUAUCCUGAAAGAGGACAUCCUUAACUUCCUAGCCAAGCAGACGGGAGCUAUUCUUCCCUACGAGGGGGAUCAGCAGGUUCCAACCCCUGCAGUGAGAACAACAGCAUCCGUCACCUCCAAACCAGACAAAGCACCUGUUACCACCUACCCCACAGCAGCCGCCCCCAGGCCUGUCUUCACAGGGAAGGACCGCACAGAGCCUCUCAAGGGUAUCCAGAAGGCCAUGGUAAAGAUCAUGACUGCUGCUUUGAAGAUUCCCCCCUUUGGUUACUGUGAUGAGGUUGACCUGACCCAGCUGGUGAAGCUACGGAUGCAGCUAAAGGGGCUGGCUGAGUCUCGUGGGGUCAAGCUCAGCUACAUGCCCUUCUUCAUCAAGGCAGCAUCACUGGGCUUGCUCCACUUUCCCAUGCUUAAUGCCUCUGUAGAUGAAGGCUGCCAGAACAUCACCUACAAGGCUUCUCAUAACAUUGGCCUCGCCAUGGACACCCCCCAGGGUCUUAUUGUGCCCAACGUGAAGAGUGUACAGACGCUGAGUGUCUAUGAUAUUGCUGUGGAGCUGAAUCGCCUGCAGAACCUUGGGGCAUCAGGCCAGCUUGGCACUGCAGAUCUCACGGGUGGCACCUUCACCUUAUCCAACAUUGGCUCGAUCGGUGGGACCUAUGCCAAGCCAGUUAUUCUGCCUCCGGAAGUGGCAAUUGGAGCUUUAGGAAAGAUGCAGGUGCUACCCAGGUUUGAUGCUCAGGGCGACAUAGCCAAAGCCCAUAUUAUGAGUGUUAGCUGGUCGGCAGACCACCGCGUUGUUGACGGAGCCACCAUGUGCCGGUUCUCUAACCUGUGGAGAUCCUAUUUGGAGAACCCUGCCUCUAUGGUGUUGGACCUCAAAUAAGGGUUUCCUGUGUAAAUAAGGUGCCCUGACCAGGACUAUCCCUGAGCCCCACCCCCACGAGUUACUGUACUGAACACUAUCGUUUUUCCUCCCUUCCUCAUGUAUGGGAUGGUUUGUUCUCUUGUUGGCUCAAAGGUGUACACAAAUCAGAUGCAAGUCUGUAUUGCUGUAUUUUUCUGACGCUGACUUAGAUUUUUCUGAGAUGGUCACUUAGAGUAAAACAUGAUUUGCCUUCUUAAAUG